This is a messenger RNA of Moneuplotes crassus, 1182 nucleotides long. The record is from the annotation of a GenBank genome assembly. Lineage: Eukaryota; Ciliophora; Spirotrichea; Euplotida; Euplotidae.
GCUCUUAUAGCUACUCUAGGCAUGGGAAACAGUAGUUGCUGAACUAAAGUGAGAAGUCGGAUCGGCUGACUGGAAAAGGAGCCAGAUAGGCCUUUUACAGUGGAGGAAAGAAAACUGAGACAUGGUAAGACCAAGGCUCAGAGAGAGUAUAUACUCCUAGAGGGAAAGCAAAGGCUUGAGCUCUUACUUGAGAGUAAUAUUGAAACCCAAUCAGGAGCAAGUGAGGGGGGAAAUAGUUCAAGAAGUAUUGGUGGAACUUUGAGAUCAAUUAAGCGAAGAAGUGCCCGAAGUCAAUCAAGAUUAGCUUUGGAGCAGAUGCUCUAUACUCACAAUGAAACUGUUUAUUCACAUAUCAAUGAACUACAAAAUGAAAGUGGAAUUAGUGUAAACGAUAAAAAGCCUGAGGAAUAUGAUUGGUUUGAAAAUAUGGGAGCCUUGGAUUCGAAAUACCUUAACAGUUAUGAAGAAGGAAAAACCAUCGAUUCACAGUACAUUUUAGACUUCUAUCAUAUGAUGAAGAACAACUUUGAGACUGAGAAGUGGGAGAUUCGAUGUGACAGCCCAGAGGCAAAAUGAUGGAGCUCUCCAAAAGGGUCACCAUUUACUAAAGAUCAUCUCUGUGUUCAUAUCGAAGGAUGAAUAGGAAGCAAAUAUCCUUAUGAAAUGAUUAUUGAUGCAGUACAGAAUACUAAAUCUCGGCUAAAAUGGGACAAGAAUGUCGAUUCAACGAUAUUUUUGGAAAGGAUUGCCAAAAAUGUAUAUAUAAGAAGGACCAAAACCAGAAAGAUAGCUAUUGUGAGCCCACGUGAUGUAUUAGAGAAAUAAGAUAGUUUUGAAAGUUAAAAAUAACAAAAGUGGAAGUGUUGACACCUAUGUGUACAGCAGCUCAGUUCCUGAUUCAUUCUAUAAGAAAGAGAAAGGAGUUGUCAGAGCAACUAAUAUCUUCUUUGUAUUGAAAAUAACACAGUUGAAAGAUGGAAGAACGAAGUAUACAAGUUAUGCCCAAGCAGACCCUAAUUUCUUCUUCAACGUCAUGCCGAUUUUCAAAGCUCUUUGUGGAACUAAGAUUAAAGAGUGGUAUGAAAGCCUUAUUGGGUUCUUAGACUCUCAACUCGAGAGUAAAAAAUCAGAAAACUAAUGAUUUAGAUGACUCCAUAUUCAUAAAAAAUUGUUUUGAAUAUU